Molecule: messenger RNA, 1578 nt
Organism: Salvia hispanica
Lineage: Eukaryota; Viridiplantae; Streptophyta; Magnoliopsida; Lamiales; Lamiaceae
Source: RefSeq, a predicted model, not a curated record
UGAGUGUAAACUGAAAAACUGCACAAAAUUCUGCUAUCCCUUCACCGAUUGAAGGUGUGUUGUAGUGAGACAUGGAAGCACAGCUCUCUUCUUUAGCGGCGUUUCCACCAAUCUUUGCUAAACCUUCCACAAUCCCACACUGCAACAUCUCCUUCCCCGCCAGAACAACUUCUCGAGACCUCACCUCUCCAAAUUCUACUUUUCCAUUUUUUACUUCGACAAUUAUAAGAGCACAAAUUGCUUCAACCACCUCUUCUUCAACGACCCAUUCUGGAAAAUUCAGCACUCGCCGCGAUAAUCAGCAUUGGAUGGUGGUGGUCGAAGCCCCGCCGCCUGAGCUCAUCGCUAGGUCCCAAAUUAUCGAUUACUAUGUCAGCAAAGUUAGAAGCGUUUUGGAGAGUGAGAAGGAUGCUCAGAGGUGUAUAUAUGAUGCUUCCUGUGAUACCCAUUUUGGCUUUUGCUGUGACAUUGAUGAACAAAGAGCUAAUGAGCUAGCAAGUGUGCCUGGAGUGUUAUCUGUUAAGCCAGACCCCGAUGUUGAUUCCACGCAGAAAGACUACAGCUAUCCGAGUAUUGAACUGAGUACUGAUUCAACGCCUUUGCUUGGAAGCACAUUGCUGUUUCCUGCUGGGACUACUAAGCAGUGGCUUGUUCGGAUGGAGAGACCAGCAAUCGGAGCCAUCAGAAAGGCGCAAGUGGUUGAUUAUUACGUUCAAGUCUUGAUGAGGGUUUUGAGGAAUGAGAGUGAUGCUCAGAUGUGUAUUUACCACAUUUCCUGGCAAUCCAGUUUCGGUUUCUGCUGUGAACUAGAUGAUGAGUGCGCUCGAGAGUUAGCUGAUAUAAUCAUCGGUGCAGAUGUGCCUGGUGUUCUAUCAAUCCAGCCAGACAAAAACUUUGGUUCAGAUGAUAAAGAUUAUGCAGGUAAGAAUACUGGAGCCUCUGAAAAUUCUUCAGCUUCGACACUGGCAAACAAUAUUCGUACAAAGAAGCUCUUCGUGACUGGUCUGUCCUUCUACACGUCUGAGAAAACAUUACGUGCAGCGUUUGAAGGUUUUGGUCAGCUCGUUCAAGUUAGAAUCAUAAUGGACAAGAUCUCCAAGAGGUCGAAAGGCUAUGCCUUUGUCGAAUACACUACGGAAGAGGCUGCGAGCACUGCACUCAGAGAAAUGAAUGGAAAGAUCAUCAACGGCUGGAUGAUAACAGUCGAUGUUGCCAAGACCAACCCACCAAAGUUCAGCAUGUCCCAAACAGGAGCCACUGCUGCAUCUUGAUGCAUUACGUUAUAUCUUCCCAGCUCGCGAAUUCAACCAAUUCGUUCGUGUUUCUGCUCAAGCAUGCACGCACACUGACCAGAAGGUACAACUGCCGUGAUUGUAUCAUCAUCCGUUGCCAUUUGUUCAUCCGACCAAUCCAUCAAGAGAUGAUGAAACACGAAGGCGACCACACAGCUCGUACGACAGAGCUUAGAGAACUGCUGAGGAUGCAAAUUUACAUGAAAACUGUACAAAGGUUGUAAACCACUGUUUGGAUUUGUGAAGCUAUGUUCAUGUAAUAAUAUCUGUUUUUUUCUGUUAUUAA